UAAGUACAAAACUCAUUUAAACCUUUUAUUUUGUUAUUGGCAAACGAGGUUUGUUUGCAAGGUUUCCCCUUCUACUUCUCUGCUAUAACCUCAUCGAAGGAUCAAUUGUAAUCGGAGAAAUUGGUGUUUCUCUCAGAUGGCAGGCCACAUGACUAGGUCAAGAAGGCUUGAAACUCAGCAGCUGGAACAGUCGAGGGCGAAGUGGACAACAUCACUCACUAAGAUACUGGCUGAUCUGAUGGUUGACCAAGUACAUAAAGGGAAUAAACAAAACAAUUCAUUCAAUAAGAAAGCAUGGAAAUGUAUAUGUGAUGGAUUUUACAACAAAACAGGUUUGAAAUGGGAUAGGGAACAACUCAAAAACAGACAUUCAGUAUUGAGGAGGCAGUAUGCUAUCGUGAAGUCCAUUCUUGAUCAAGGUGACUUUAUUUGGGAUGAAGCAACGGGGUAUAUAAGGGCCGAUGAUGAAAUUUGGGCUGAAUACAUAAAGAAUCAUCCCGAUGCUGAGCCCUUAAAAAGUGGUGGCUGUCCAAUCUUUAAGGAGCUAUGUACAAUAUUCUCUGAGCCAACAGUGAACGGAAAGCAUGAAUUUUUAGCUACGCCUGAGGGUGAACAUACUCCUAGAGCUCCUUGUCCAGAGUUCUUGAGCACACACCAAGAGGAGUCUUCAUCUGAAUCCGAUGACGAGGAAGAUUCAAAUUACCUUCCAACAGUUCAACCUACUACACCUACAGCAACUGGCAGUAGUCGCAAAAGAAGGCGUAAAGGAGUUGAUGAUGCUAUUGCUGACGCUAUAUUGGAGAUGGCUUCUGCUUCAAAGAUGAGGGCAGCUGCGAUAGAGAAACGUAACUCUAAAUACAGCAUUGCUGACUGUAUUAAGGAAUUAGAUUUAAUGCAAGGUGUUGAUCAAAGGAUAUAUUUUGCUGCUCUAGAUAUUUUCAACAAACCUAAUGCAAGGGAGAUAUUUUUGUCUCUCAAAAAGAAUAAACGUUUACCAUGGUUGCACCGCAGAUGUGCUGUUGCAUUCCAGUAGAUAGGUGGAAAAAUAUAUGAAAGGAUAUCAUUUUGGCCAAUCUGAUCCGUUAAUGUUGAGUUAUUCACUAGCAAUCUCGUCAAUAUCAUGAUAGUUCCUUAAGUUUUGAUGUUAAAAGAUAUUGUUUGAUUGAAUGGACAAUUUGACAUGCAACCAUACUAAUAAUAGAAGCAAUCUGUCACCAAACAUGCACUUAAACUUGAGUUGAAUGAAUUGAUCAGUCCUACAGUUUCCUAAAACAA
Molecule: messenger RNA, 1275 nt
Organism: Vicia villosa (hairy vetch)
Lineage: Eukaryota; Viridiplantae; Streptophyta; Magnoliopsida; Fabales; Fabaceae
Product: L10-interacting MYB domain-containing protein-like
Exons: 3
Coding region: 137-1033 (298 amino acids)
Source: RefSeq, a predicted model, not a curated record